UCCUUCUCCCACAGUUUCUCUCAUGUCUUCCGAAUUGUAUUUAUUAGGGAUUAUUCUCAUUCAAUAAAUAAAAAACUCCUGCUUCGGUUUGCUUUUGGCGGCUGGCAGGCAUCACUUCCUCACCUCUUCUCUCCGAAACCCCAUUCCCCCUCUCUCUCCCUCUGUACUCUGUUGAGUAACCGCUAUCUUACGCUACCAUAGUUUAAAUAUUUAGAGUUGUAAUAGUAAUUUAGGUUUUUGUUUUUCAAUUUCUUUUCUCUAGUUUUUUCUCGUUUUCAGAGAAGAAAGAAAGAAACGAGAGGCAGAGAUUUUUGGUGAAAGAAUGGUGGGAGCCUUUAACGAAGAGGAAGUAACUGUUUCAUUGUUGAGUAACAAAAUGACUUGUUAUUCUUCACGAGAUCGAAGAUUUUCUAAACAAGUUCAUGAUAACGUUCAUGGGAACAUUUAUCUGGAUCCGCUAGCUCUCAAGUUUGUGGACACUGAACAAUUUCAGAGGCUUCGUGAUCUAAAACAACUUGGUCUAGCAUACUUGGUUUAUCCAGGGGCUGUACAUUCUCGAUUUGAGCAUUCGCUAGGCGUGUAUUGGCUUGCUGGUGAUGCUGUAGAGAAGCUUCAGGAUAACCAAGGAUUAGAACUUGGAAUUGAUAAUUUUGAUAUUCAAACGGUGAAGCUUUCUGGACUGCUACAUGAUGUAGGCCAUGGGCCUUACAGUCACGUGUUUGAGCGCGAGUUUCUUCCUCGGGUUAUUGAUAACUGCACUUGGUCACAUGAGGAAAUGUCAGUCAAGAUGGUUGACCACAUCGUUGAUGAACAUUCUAUUGACAUCAAUCCUGCCAGUCUUAAAAGAGUAAAGGAGAUGAUUCUUGCUAGUUCUUCCUCAGUCCAGAAAAGCGCACAAGAGAAGCAGUUCUUAUAUGAUAUUGUUGCAAAUGGUCGCACUGGGAUAGAUGUGGACAAGUUUGAUUAUAUUGUCCGUGAUACUCGAGCUUGUGGUUUAGGCUGCAGUUUUCAGUUUGAAAGGUUAAUGGAAACGAUGCGGGUUAUCGGUGAUGAAAUAUGCUACCGUGCUAAGGAUUAUCUUACCAUCAACAAGUUAUUCACAACUCGUGCUGAUCUGCAUAGAACAGUGUACACUCAUGCAAAAGUAAAGGCAGUAGAACUCAUGUUUGUAGAUGCGAUGUUGGAAGCUCAUAGUUACUGUAACAUUCUGAAUCGAUUAGAUAACCCAGCUGAAUACUGGAAGCUAGAUGACACAAUACUGAAGACUAUUGAGACAGCAACAGCCCAAGAACUGCAGAAAGCAAGGGAAUUGGUCUUGCGUAUUCGCAGAAGGGAUUUGUACCAGUUCUGUAACGAGUAUACUGUUCCGAAGGAUACAAUGGAUCACUUUAAGCAAGUUACAGCUCAAGAUAUUGUUUGCUCCCAGCGGAGUGGCGGACCCGAACUGAAGGAAGAAGAUGUUGCUGUUUGCAAUGUCAAGAUUGAUUUGUCACGUGGAAAGGAGAACCCUCUUGAGAGUAUCAAAUUCUUCAAGGAUUAUGAGAGCAAUGAGAAAUUCCCUAUACAAGAGAAUCGUAUUAGCCAUUUAUUGCCAGGUUAUUGCCAGGAUAUGAUCGUGAGGGUGUACUCAAAAAAGCCUGAACUGGUGGAAGCAAUUUCCGUGGCCUUUGAGAACUUUCAGCGUAAAACAUAUCAUAACAUACCGCAAGUUCACGAGACCCCUGAGAAGAAGAAAUGUAGAAAGUGAAGGUCCCGUUGUGUACAUUGUCAAUCAUCUUUCAACCGGAAAACAACCUUUGUAUUCGAGAAAGAUGCAAAUAUGACAGCCAAACAGUUGAGUGAUUACUAUUUUCAACCUGAUUUUUGAAAAUCAAUCAAGAGUCUGCUAUAUAGUAGAUAGGUAUACAUAUGAAAAAAGUAAAUAAUGUUCAACAGUGUUAUAAAGCAAAACUGUGUAUAGUCAAUUAGCAUGUUUCAGCGGUCAGAACCUCAACUCUGUAACAUGUAGAUUGUUACGAGACAUUUAACAUCUGAUAUUCCUUGGUCACAGUAUUCUGCUGCAGAUACUGUAAAUAGUUACUUAAGCUGAUGAAUCCUCCAUCAUUUAGGUGGUCUCCAUGGAGAUGUCAUGGAUUUAUGUUGAGAGUUUCAGUAACUUGGAUCCUGAAAUUAGUUUGAAUCUUGUUCAAUCAAUUCUUUUGCUAGUCGGAUAAUUAUUUUUUUCAAGCA
Molecule: messenger RNA, 2229 nt
Organism: Papaver somniferum (opium poppy)
Lineage: Eukaryota; Viridiplantae; Streptophyta; Magnoliopsida; Ranunculales; Papaveraceae
Product: deoxynucleoside triphosphate triphosphohydrolase SAMHD1 homolog
Exons: 19
Coding region: 323-1747 (474 amino acids)
Biological process (GO): dGTP catabolic process
Cellular component (GO): nucleus
Molecular function (GO): dGTPase activity
Source: RefSeq, a predicted model, not a curated record